AUGGUCUCCACUCCUGAGCUGAAGAAAUAUAUGGACAAGAAGAUACUGCUGAAUAUAAAUGGGUCUAGGAAAGUGGCGGGAGUUUUGCGAGGCUACGAUAUUUUCCUGAACGUCGUUCUUGAUGACGCAAUGGAGAUAAAUGGUGAAGAUCCUGCUAAUAACCACCCGCUGGGCUUGCAGACCGUCAUUAGGGGCAACUCCAUAAUAUCCCUAGAGGCUUUAGAUACCAUAUAA
This is a messenger RNA of Saccharomyces paradoxus, 234 nucleotides long. RefSeq names its product mRNA splicing protein SMX2 (gene SMX2). NCBI's taxonomy places the organism in Eukaryota, Fungi, Ascomycota, Saccharomycetes, Saccharomycetales, Saccharomycetaceae. The transcript has a single exon. Bases 1 to 234 code for a protein of 77 amino acids. Gene Ontology annotation, molecular function: RNA binding. Gene Ontology annotation, biological process: mRNA splicing, via spliceosome; spliceosomal snRNP assembly. Gene Ontology annotation, cellular component: catalytic step 2 spliceosome; U12-type spliceosomal complex; U4 snRNP. The record is from RefSeq and is a predicted model, not a curated record.